Molecule: messenger RNA, 1951 nt
Organism: Camellia sinensis
Lineage: Eukaryota; Viridiplantae; Streptophyta; Magnoliopsida; Ericales; Theaceae
Product: Pentatricopeptide repeat (PPR) superfamily protein
Molecular function (GO): protein binding
Source: RefSeq, a predicted model, not a curated record
UCCGAUCCGGGGCCGGAGAGAAGCCAGUGCCAUAUGUUUAAACAUUGCUACGAGCUCACUCCACAGUUCACUCACGACAAAGCAAGUCCAAUGCUCCGAAGUCACAAUCUUAAAAUGAUUUCACGUUUAAUAUUUGCUAACAACACUACCCAAAUUCACCAAUCAACUCUUCAAUCUUCAUUGCUUUACUCUCUUCCCCAAAUUCUCAACCACAAAUCGAGUUCCUCAAUCCAUUCUCACUCCUUUUCUUCAUCUGGGUCAUCUCCAGAUUCCAAUAAUCCCACCAUUCUCAAUCACAAAGACUGGUUAAGCCCCAAUGAGGUUCUCAAGCUCUUCCAAACUCUCAAAAACCCCAAUUCAACACUCUCUCUCUUAACCCAACUCUCAAAUCGCAUAGACUAUCGACCCAAUGAAGCUCUCUACACUGUGAUCGUCAACAAGCUCGCUCUAGCCAAGAACUUCGAUGGGAUUGAAGAUAUCAUGGAAAGAAUCAAACUUGAAAGAAGAAGUUACAGACUCUCUGAAGAUUUUUUCUACAAUGUUAUCAAGAUCUAUGGCAAUGUGGCGGGUCGUAUAAACCGAGCAAUAGAGACCCUUUUCGAUAUGCCCAAUUAUAAUUGUUGGCCAACGGUAAAAUCUUUCAAUUUCGUGUUGAAUUUGCUUGUUUCUUCGAAACAAUUUGAUGUUGUUCAUGAGGUUUAUAUGGGUGCUUCUAAGUUGGGUAUUGAGAUUGAUGCUUGUUGUUUGAAUAUCAUGAUUAAAGGGUUGUGUGGGUGUGGGGAUUUGAAUGCUGCAUUCCAAGUGCUCGAUGAAUUUCCUAAACAGGGUUGUAAGCCAAAUGUUAGAACUUAUUCGACUCUAAUGCAUGGGUUGUGUGAUCGUGGUCGGAUCGAAGAAGCAUUUGGGUUGUUUGAGAGGAUGGAGAAGGAGGGUAUAGAGCCGGAUACGAUUACAUUUAAUAUAUUGAUUUCGGGACUUGGGAAACAAGGGAGAGUUGACGAGGGGAUUGAGUUUUUGUAUAAGAUGAGGCUUAAGGGGUGUGACCCGAAUGCUGGAACUUAUCAGGAGGUCUUGUAUGGUUUGCUCAACACCAAGAAGUUUCUUGAGGCGAAGAAUUUUAUGGGUCGGAUGGUUUUGAUUGGGGUGAGUCCGAGUUUUGAUUCUUUCAAGUUGACAAUACAUGGACUUUGUGAUCAAAAUCUUGUGGAAGACGUGGAUUGGGUUUUGAAGCAAAUGGUGCAGCAUGGUUUUGUACCAAAGAUGGGAAUGUGGAAGCAGAUUCUUCGGUGUACGCUCUCUGGACACACUAGUUGUACUUUUGAAGAAAUUCUAAAAAACUAGCCUACUUGGAACAUUGAGAUCAUUAAUGGAGUUUUUCAUGAUGCUAGCCUAUUUGAAAAACUGGAAUCACUAAUGGUGUUACUUAUGCAACUACCAUAUUGCAAAAAGUACUUCUCUUCUAUAGAACGGAUAUGAAUGGUUUAAUCAACAUCUUAGAGGCCCUGCAUCACUUCAUUCAAACGCUCCUCCGUCAUAAAGAAUGCGAAAGAUUUUAUUGAUCAAUCACUUGAAGCUGCCUUUCUUUCUUUGCUUGCCACAAGGGAUGGCUCAACAUAGUUAACCAUGAGCAAGCCAAUGAUACAUAUGCCUAUGAGGAACAACUGCAAGUGGAAGCGGAUGAAUUUUAUCUUUCAAUGCUACAUGGGCAGCAAUCUGUACAGUAACCACCAAUAAUACUUCAACAUAUUUAUCUGUUUAUAGGAAGUUUACGUAUACAUAUUAAAAAAAUUAAAACAAGGUGGCCCAGAUUUUGUUGUCGUUCUGCUUGUGGCUGCAACGUAUAUGGAAAAUCACCAAUGUUAGUGCAGUCAGUUACAUGAAUUCUGUUUUGUCAUUUUGCUUGAUCAGGGGGCAUAAUCUUAGUUAAACUACAAGUUAACAUGACUGUUUU